AAUUCGAAAUCAUGAAUGAAUCAUGACUAUUAAAAAAAAUCUAGCUAAAAUUGUUGCAGGUCUGGUGAAUUAAUUGCUACUGUUAAAAACCACUUUUCUUUUUUGUUCAGAUUUUUCCAUCCCCGGGAACUGAGCUAACAUAGCUAAUUUAACAAUUAAACUAUAAUAAUUAUAGUUUAAUAAUUAAUUAUUAAUUAUUACAUUGAAUCAGGAUUCUUCAAUCACUAACGGCUACGCCGGUGUUUUUUAGGAAACGAAUUGAUUCAUCCUGACAUUGAAUGUGUAUCACAUUAUGUGAUACAAUUUCCCGUCAUUUUGCUCCAUGCGUCGACAUUCGUCUCAUUGGAAGAAGGAAAGCGGACGAGCUGUUGUAAAUACAUAUUUACAUAGAUUAUUAAGAACAAUUAAGAAUCUUACUACAGCAGGACAAGAAGGUUAGUUCCUGCAGGACAGGGUGAUCUGGUACUUAACGAAUUAGAUUUAGAGGAACGGUGCAUGUAACUGGGCUCACGGAGAGAGUAAACAACGAAGAAGAAGAGGUCAUCCUUAACAUAAAAAGCAGAUGGAAAUGUACGUUGGGGCCCCGUGCUUGGAAGAAGAUGGCAAAAUGCUGAGCUUGUCCCCGUCAAAGAACAAGGAACUCGAAGCCCUUCCCCUGCUCAAAAAUACGGCGGCGGCGUCGGAAAGGGAGGAGCUUUUUGUUCAAAAACUUCGACAGUGUGGCGUCCUGUUUGAUUUUGUUACUGACUCGCAGUCCGACCUCAAAUGUAAAGAAGUGAAAAGAUGCGCACUCCAAGAAAUGGUGGAAUACAUUACGACCCAGGAAGGCGUCAUUACAGAGCCUAUUUAUCCAGAAGCGGUCAACAUGUUUUCCGUCAACGUGUUUCGGGCGCUGGCCCCAUCGUCGAGUCCAAACGGGACAGAUUUUGAACCGGAAAAGGUUAAGCCUACGCUUGACGCGGCUUGGCCGCAUUUGCAACUCGUUUAUGAAUUGUUUUUGAAGUUUCUGGAAACCCCUGACUUUCAACCUAGUAUAGCCGAGAAAUAUGUAGAUAAGGAGUUUGUGUCACAGUUACUGGAUUUAUAUAACGCUGAAGAUUCAAGAGAACGAGAAUUUGUAAAAUUAACCAAUCACAAGAUUUAUGCAAAACUCCUUAAUCUCCGAAGAUACAUCCGAGAGCAGGUUUAUAAUAUCUUCCAUCACUCCAUUUACGAAACUGAACGUCACAAUGGGAUCGCAGAAAUGUUAGAAAUACAGGCGAGCAUCAUCAACGGAUUAGCUCUCCCGUUGAGGGAGGAGCACAUUGCUUCUCUUUUCGACGUGCUGCUACCAUUGCACAAAAUGAAUUGUCUCUCGGUCUACCACUCUCAACUGGCAUUUUGUGUCGUCAAAUUUGUCGAAAAGGAUGCUUCAUUGGCUGAACGGGUGGUAAAUGGAUUAUUCGAAUUUUGGCCCGAAAGACAUUCUCCGAAAGAGGAAAUGUUUCUAAAUGAGUUGGCAGAAAUAUUGGCAAUGAUCGCAUGAGAUGACACCAAAACUUUACCCACAGAAUCUCUUUAUUUUACGGGGAAAAAUAUCAAUUUGUUCAACUGUGUAGUAUAAUUUGUAAAAUAUUUGUGGUGUAUUUGUUGUGUUAGAUUUCGAUUCCUUGUACAUUUUAUAAUAAGAAUAUGUAAUACAGGCUCGUACAUAUUUAAAAUACCACCAUGCAUUUAAUAUCAAAUUAUUGUAACAAAUCGUGAUAAAAUAUUUCUCUAAUUAAAAAUACGCACAAUAAUUGAAUUCUUAAUUCCUAGUAAUUUGUAAUUUGGCACGUUAUAAAAUAAGUAUUAUGAAUUUCGCCCACAUUCUCCCAUAGAAUAGAAAGAAAUUCAGAGAGACAGCAUUCACCAAGUCAUUCCUGCAAGUUA
Molecule: messenger RNA, 1911 nt
Organism: Folsomia candida
Lineage: Eukaryota; Metazoa; Arthropoda; Collembola; Entomobryomorpha; Isotomidae
Product: serine/threonine-protein phosphatase 2A 56 kDa regulatory subunit delta isoform
Exons: 11
Coding region: 563-1525 (320 amino acids)
Biological process (GO): signal transduction; protein dephosphorylation
Cellular component (GO): cytosol; protein phosphatase type 2A complex; nucleus
Molecular function (GO): protein phosphatase activator activity
Source: RefSeq, a predicted model, not a curated record